Messenger RNA from Penicillium pulvis, 1572 nucleotides. RefSeq lists its product as uncharacterized. The transcript is spliced from 2 exons. The coding region runs from base 1 to 1572 and encodes 523 amino acids. Lineage: Eukaryota; Fungi; Ascomycota; Eurotiomycetes; Eurotiales; Aspergillaceae. The record is from RefSeq and is a predicted model, not a curated record.
AUGGUCCACAUUCAAGACCUCCCAGUGGAGAUCUUGUACAUGAUCUUUUCUUUCGUUCUCGGUCGUCCGGCAAAUCCCCUGAUUGAUAAAGGAGCCUUCGCAAACAUUGGACCAAUGAAUGAGAGUACUCACGAGGAGGAGGCCGAGGAGGAGGCCGAGAAGAGCAUUCUUAAGAUGAUGGAACGCGAUAAUCUACGCCAAAUGUGCCUGGUUUCAGGGACGUUCCGCGACAUCGCGCAGCCUCUGCUCUUCCACUCCUUCCAGUGUGAAAGUUCACCCAACGGUGAUUUAAGGAAGACAAUGUCUUUUGCUAAUGCCAUGUAUCGCCGUCCAAAGCUCGGGGAGUAUGUGAAGGAAUUCAAAUUCAAGCACCUCUUCUUCAAACCAGUACCCGAAAGGCUCCCCGCAGAUGAUGCAAAGUUGUGCAAGCUCGCAAUCCAGGCCCUUGAAUUGGGCGACCAGGAGAAACGCUGGAUCUCGGUUAUGCGAACCUACGACUUCAGUGUCAUUAUCGCAUUGGUAGUUGUCAAGUUACCCAACCUUCGUGAAUUAACCUUGAAAGGGUUCCUAAACCUCGCGACACGGUUCAAGCCUCUCUUCGACCGAGAUCCGUCAUUCUUGUCUCAACUCAGGUCCCUUCAUAUUAAAGGUACCCUUUUGAGUUCCGAUCUUGCGUUAUAUGAAGAUUUUUUCACUCGCCCCAGACUUCAGCAGUUGAGCCUGGCGGCUGAAACUAUGGUUAUCCGUGAUUCCUGCAUUGAUAGCGGAGGAAUUCGCAAACUCAUGCAGGCAUGUAAGAAAUUGACAAUAUUCUCCUAUCAAAACUUCAUCCAUCGUUCAGGGGUGAUGCCACCUGAGACUUCUGCCACUCACUUCACUCCUAAGGAGGCCCUUGAAGCGGCACACCCGCACAAGGAAACCCUUGAAUAUUUCCAUGUUGAGCUUGCAAGAUCUGCAACAGUCCUCAACGAUAUACAGAAAUACCUCUCUAGCUGUGCCAAGUUCGGCUCAUUCCGCGAGUUCACUGCACUAAAAGCCAUCAUAGUACCUCAUGCAUACCUUCCAGUACACCCCGAGUUGCCCCGUUCACUUGAGCAGAUCAAUAUCACCGACUGCAACUCAUCCAUCCAAAACAUGGCCCAGAACAUUGCGAAAGAUGCUAGAAAGGGUCUUUAUCCAGAGCUUCUCCACGUCAGGGUUCUGACAUUGGAUGUUAGAGCGCCUAUCAAUCCCCCUCAAGGACAAAUUCCCUUACUCAAAACCCCUACGGAUUCUUUUAUCAGCCUUCAAGAAUUGUUCAAGGGGACUAAAUUGAACUUUGAGAUCUAUCCAUAUGUCAUAUCUGCUGAAGACUACGAUGACGAAGACUCUGAUGAUGAAGACUAUGAUGGUGAAGACUAUGGAGAUUAUGACCUUGAAUCUAGUGAUGAUGAUGAUGAUGAUGAUGAUGAUGAUGAUGAUGAUGAUGAUGAUGAUGAUGAUGAACUGUCUCCUGGGGGCAUAAAGGCAACAUCAGGAGUUUCAGGACUGAUGGACCAGUUGCUGCCAGAGCCUUGCCAAAUUCUUAUGUAG